AUGUUUAUCACCAGGUAUUUGGCAUCAUUUAUUAGUACAUUUCUACAUGGUUUAAUAAAAAAGGUGAAUACUGAUUCACUGUCUGUGAAUAUUUUAAGAAGUUUUAUUGAAUUAAAAGAUGUUGAACUUGAUGACAAUGUUGUUAGUUAUUUAAGGGCAUACUUUUCUUUUGAACGUGGAGUUAUAGGUAAACUACGUAUAAAGGUUCCUUGGACGAACUUGUAUUCAAAGCAAUGUGAAGUUUCACUGGAGGACGUUCUCCUUGUAUUUACAACAACAUCAUCAUCUUCUUUACCUUCUGACCACAACCACAACCACCACCACGACGAUGACGACAACAAUGAUGAUGAUGAAAAAGAAAAAGAAAUGAUUAGAGUUAAAGAAAAGAUAGUUGAAUUAUUGGAAGGAUUUGGACCUAAACCUGUGAUAGAUGCAUCUAGGGAUUAUUAUCCAGUCUUUGGACGGCUUAAGGGACUCAUUUUACGUAAUACUACUAUUAUUAUAAAGAAUUGUCGCGUACGUUAUGUUCAAGUGGGUGAUAACUAUAAUAGUGCUACUAUAAGACUUAAUAAGCUUACUUGCACAUCUGUAUCUGUUUCAGGUAAACCUGUUUUUAUUACUAAAGAUUCAAAUGAAUAUCAUCGUGCUAUUAAUGUUGAAGAUGUUUCACUUACUAUCGCUUCUAAUGACUGUAGAAAAUCUCUACAUAAUUUUCGUUCAAUAAAAACAAUUGGAGACUUUAAAAAAAAAGUAAAUGACGAUAUUGAAAUGGAACUUGGAUCUUAUGGCUACACUCUAAAACCUUCUUCUCUUGAAUUACAUUGUGUUAUACAUAAUGAAAAUUCGACUCUUUCUUUUGGUAGCUACGCUAUGCUUAAUUGUAAUGAGGUUCAUCUUUGCCCAUCUAAAGUAAAGACAUUGUUAGCGAUAACUAGAGAAAUUCUUUCUUUAAGAGCAGAAAUUGAUAUUUACUCUAAAAUAAGACCAAAAGAAAGACCUAACUCUACAAAUAAAGAAACUAGUAGAACAUGGUGGAAAUAUAUCUUUAAUCGAGUUUUAUUAAAUAUACCUCGUUUAAAGAAAAGAGGUAAAUUUGACUGGAAUCUUUACCAAGAGUGGAAGUUACUAUGUGAAGAGUAUUAUAAGUAUCAUCUUUUUUCUUUAGGGGCUCCUUGGACUUCUGAAGAAGUUAUAGAUUCAAAGAGAGUAAAAAAAGCUAUUCAUUCUCUUUCAAUUGAAUCUCUUAUUCAACUUAGACAACAGGCCAAAUAUACUUUGGAGCAAUUUAAUCUGUUUGGAAAGAUUUUUCCUAGAUACUAUGGAGAUACUUUAUAUGAUAAAAACAUGGAAUACAAAGUAGCAGCUGUAGAAGUACUAAAAGGUACUAUAAAUGUUUCCUAUAUACCUACUAAUGUAUCGAUUGGUAUCAAAAUUCCCAAGUUAUUAGUUAUUCUUGAAGAUAAGAAUAUUGUUGUUAGGAUAUGGUUUAACGUUUUUAAUCUAAUGUUGACAUACUCAAGUACAACAACAUUACGUGCUAUAUCAUCAAUAUCCUCAAUUCAAGUUUCUUUAGGAUCUUUAACACGAGAUGAAUGGACUAUAUGUCAUCUUAUGGGUAUAUCUAAAGUUGAUGAGGGUAUAGUGUUUUCCUAUUUAAAAGAAUCUAUUAAUAUAGAACUAUCAAUAACCUUAAGUUUAUUCAAAAUAUGGUAUAAUAAGUUAUUGUUAGAAGAAAUAAUAUGUAAUGAUUCUAUUGUUAAAAUAGGAAAUAUAUUAAAUACUACCAUGUCUUCUUUUGGUAUGGAUACACCAAUAACUCUAAAAACUAAAAAAGAAUUACGUAUUCAAAAAUUUAUGAUGAAUUUUGGGGAUAUAGAAGUUUCUAUGAAAGAUUUGGAUAUCGUAUCACCUUUAAGGUGCUCUCAAUUCUUUAUUACUGAUCUUAACAAUUCUCCUUUUAUUAUGCUUACGAAUCUUACACUAUUUUAUGAGAUUGGUAUUUCAUUAGUUUUAGAAAAGUCAUAUAUUUCUGGAGUUUUAUCAAGUUUUUACAAAUUGAGAAAUAUGCUCUCAGAUGUUAUGUUACUCUUGAAUGAUAUUUCAAAAUUGAUAAAGCAAGAAAAUUCACCAAAUAAGGUUGAAGCGUUAAGUUUGUUAGAAUUUAAAUCUUCUUCUUUUAUUAUUGAUAUGUUAGAAGAAUGUAACCCUCUUCAAAUAAAAGAAUUUACUUUACAUUUAAAAUUGGGUAAAAAUCAAUUGAUUUCUCUCAAUUGUAUAAAUAUGUCUUGUGAUUCUUUACUAAAUAUAGGAUGUAUGAAUUUUAUUAUGUCUUGGGAUAACCACAAGGACUGUCAUUUAUUAGGAGAACCUUUAAAGAAUUCCAAGUCUGAUAUUGUAAUUUAUACAUCCCUUGAACAAGGGAAUGUUGUUCUUGAUACUGAUUUUCUUGCCUUACUAGAAUUUUUAAAUGAUCUUAUCUGGGUACUAUUUUUUCCAGCUAAAGAGGUAACUCCUAUUUUUUAUGAUAAAGAAUUGGAAAUCCCUUUUCUUGAGGUUAUUGUUUCAUUUGGAAAUAUUUCUUUUGUUGUUAUUGGAGAAUCAUUAUGUACAUGGAGGUCACCUUUUAUCUUGAAAUGUAACAGUCCUAAUAGUCUUAUAAUUGAGACGAAACGUUUUAGUGAUACCCGUAUGAAUGUAAUAAUUAAGGUUGGAAAUGAUUGUUCUUGUGAUGUUGAUGAAUAUAUGUUAAUGAUUCCUUCUAACUCAAAUACAGAAACCCUUAAAAUAGUUAUGGAGUGGAAACCUCCUAGUAUAUUGGAUAAAGUGAAUUGUUAUACUACGUUAAAAACAACUAUAUUUACUACGAAACGUUUUUUUACUUUUCACUUACCUGCAUUACAAGAAUUUCUAUAUCAGUUCAAUUUGUUGGGUUCCCCAUUAUAUAGAUUAAAGAGUAUUGGUUCUAGAGUGCAUUUUGGGUUACGUACAUUUCAUUCCUCUGUAUAUAAUGUUCCUUUUUGGCCACAAAAAAAUAUAAUUAAUAUAAAAAUAAAGAAUAAUAUCAUAUUGUAUUAUCCAUGGGGUAAAAUUUCUUCUAAUUCUUCUACUGAAAAGAAUAAUCAUACGCAUGUGAGAUCUAGUGUUCCUUAUGGUAGAAUUACAUGGAUAUACGAUGGGUUUACCAAAUAUAUGUCAACUGAAAUAUGUUUAGUUGCCAAAUUACCUGAAUUAGUGGUACAAGAAACAUAUAAUGAUAUUCCUGAUGUAUUUUUAAAAGAAAAUAUUAUUCUAUUGGAUAUAAAGUAUAAUGUGGACUAUAAUAAAAAUACACCUAAGGAGGACAUUACUGUAACAAUAAAAAAUACUCAACUACCAAUAACAGAAAUUAUAAAUUUACAAGAGGUAAAAGAACCUCAUCUUUAUAUUGGUAGUAAUAAUCAAAUUCUUAUUUCUUUUAAAGAAGCAUUUCAUCUUAUUUUAAUUGCAAGUGCUUUUUUUUCUAAUACUUCAACGAAAACUAAUUCUUCUGUAUCCGUUGUCUCUCAUCGGGAACGAUUAAUGAAAGUUUAUAUUGCACCAUUUGUGGUGUUUUCAAAUUCUUUUGCAGUUGCUUUUAUAUCAUGGGAAUAUAUAAAUGCAAUCUUUCAAAAUGAAGGAUAUAUGAUUAAUGCAAGAGGAUUUACUUUUUUAUGUGAUGAAUUGUUACAAUUGAAUGAGGAUAUUGGAGUACAAGCCUUGUGGGAACUUUUUGCUUCUAUAAGAUUCUCUGGAGCCUUUCUAGAAAUCUCUGGAAAUCGACAGAAGGAGGAAGAUUCCAUGACAAUAACUAAAACUUCUAAUAUUGAUGGUAUAUUGAUAUCAAUAGGUGGUAUUUUUUUACAUAUAACUGAGGAGAGGUUACCCUUAUUAUCAGAAGAAUUUGCAACUAUUUAUGCAGUUCUUUCUUCUAAUAUUCCAUCAUUACCUUCAAGAGUAUUGUCAUCAUCAUCAUUAUCUGAAGAUGAUGUCGUUGUUUCAUCUGAUAUUAAUCAAAGUUCUAUGAAAGUUAUUAUUUCAGAAGUUCAUUUUGGAUUUACAUGGAAUAGCCGAAUUAACGAACUUUAUGGAAUGAUUCAUUCUGCUUUUCUUGGUUUAACCUUGACAAGUAAUGGAGCUACAACUUUAAAUGAUGGUAGUGUAGUAUUAAAAUGGUUUAAUAAUCUUUCUAAAAGUGAAGGGAUUGAAAAAGGACCAUCUAUCUUGAUAUUUGAAAAUGAUAUUGAAACUGUACCUAUUAUUGAGACAUUUUCCCUUACGACGCAUAUACCUGCUCAUAAUGAACUCUGUGUAGUAGUUACACCCAUUCAUUCAAUCUUAUCUCCUUCUACCUAUUUACAUCUCUUUGAACUAUUUGGAUAUCAUUUAAAGUUUAAGAGAGAAGAUCCCGUAAGGGUGGUACGAGAACGAGGAAAAAUCUUUACAGAAACCGAUGUAUUAACUGAAAUACCUUCUGUUAUGGAAAAUUCUAUUUGUGAAAUGAAAAAUAUGAAGUCUUUGCAUAGUAAUACAAUGGAAUCAUCAAUCUUUAGUAAUGAUAAUGAUAAUGAUGAUGUUUCCUUUACCCGGCGCUUCUCUGUAGAGUUUACUAGAGUAAAAAUUACUGUGAAUGGAAGUCAAGAUGCAAAUAACCCUGAAAGUGAAAUAAGGUCAGUAGUUUGGUUGGAUCUAGAACAAAUGGUAUUUCAAAUAUUUUCAAAUAAAAUUUCAUUUUUCUUGCAAGAGGCCAAAUUGGGUUGUAGUCGUGAAUUAAAUAUAUUUUCUAUUUGUGGAUUAAAAUUUGAUUACUCACGUAUAGCUACUUCUAAACAUGGAUUAUCUGGUAUAGUAUGCGCUAUAGAGUCUUUGAUAAUGAAACUUGAUGCUCUUUCUAUUUUAAGUAGCUUUGAUGUACUUGUUAAAAUUCCAGCAGAGGAGAUUGCACCUUUUUAUUGGGUAACAAUGCAUCCAAACACGGAUAUAAAAUUUCAACAAUAUACAGGAAAAAAACGCAAAAUGACUGUUAUUACUAUUAAUACAAAUUUAUGGGAAUUAACUCAUGAUAUAUUACUUAGUCGUGAUGAUGGUUUUGUAUUACUAUUUUCUAGUGCCAACACUAACAAUAUUCAUGUAGAGAUGAAUGGACAUUCUAUUAUUAUAGAACCUGCACGUAGAGGGACUGGUGCGGAUGUUGUAAUGAUAGUAGAUGGAGGACUUUCUUUAACCUUUUCCGGUGGUCGUUUUAUUUUACCAUGGUUUGCUUCUGGAGAACAUCAAUUACGUCGAGUAGAACGUAUGGGAGAGGAAGUAUUGUUGCUCCCCUUUAUGGCAAUAGGUGAAGGAAGUUUUAUUCUCUCUCAUAAUAUACGGUAUACCACAUCUGAAAGAUGUAUUUUACAGGAACAAAAAUAUAUUCCUAAAAGAAAGAAAAAUAAUCAACCAUGGAAACUAUCUCUAGGAGUUGAUUCUGUUUCUGUAUAUUUGUCUUCUCAAGAAGAACAUGGUACUCUUCAAGUAAAUCUUGCUAUUGAAGCUAAUCUUCUUUUACGUAAUGGGUUAAUUGAAAAUGGUGAGGCUUCUAUUGGUAAUUUUACUCUUAUUAGUCGAACCAUCGAUUCUGCAUCAACAAACACUAAUUUUCAACAACCAUUAGCAACAUCACUGUCAAUAUCAACAACAUCAACAGCAGCAGCAGCAUCAACAUCUGUAGUAGAAAAUACUAUCAUUAAUCCUAUUACUAUUUGUAUUAAUUGUUCUGAAAAUCGUGAUUUUGCAUUCUCAAUGAGUCCAAUUGUAGUUAAUGUUAUUAUAAACGAUUUACAAUUAUUAAAUUCUAUAUUACAAGAGGGAACCGAUAUUAUGCGUCAGACUACAUUGUUCCGACAUUCUCCUGCAGAACGUGAAUUUGAACUUCAGAUUCAACGAAUUAUGGGAUGGAAAAGUGUUGCUGUGAAUGAAGGAGUAUAUCAAGAAGAAAUAGAUCCUCGUUUUACAGAGGAAACACAAGGUGAAGAUGAACAACACGUAAAACCCAAGUUUUCUUUAGCUGCAUUCUCACCAUUAAUGGAUGUAACAGUUGGAAGUCUUAAAUAUCCAUUAUUACAGGUAACAUUAUCAGAUCUUGUUUUAAAGAUAACUAUGUUUCGAAGAAGUAGAACUACCUUGUUACAACAUCAACAACUUUUUCUUCGAGUAUAUGGAAAAGGACGAUGGGAUACUGUUAUACCAGCUAAAGCAGCUAUUACUCUUGAAGCCGUUCAUUCUUGGUUUAAACAGACUAGAACCACACAAUAUCGUUUACAAUGUGAUGAUUUAGUUAUAUAUACUUCACAUUUAUUACUUUCCAAGAUGAUACAUAUUAAUCGACAAUGGAUGGAAUUACAGUUAGCUAUGAGACAAUAUCAAGAUAAAUUAACAACUGGUGGAUCAUUCUUAUGUAAUGCUUUUUCUUUAGGAACUGCUACUCAUCGUUUUAUUAAUACCUUUAGUGAUGUUUUUUAUCUUUUUAUUGGUAAAGAUUUGGAUCAAGGUGAAAUUAUUCCACUUCCUUCUUGUACAGCAGUAGAUCUUACUAUUCCAUAUAAUAAAACGGAUGAAAUUCGGCUUUACCUUUAUCCACGCUAUUGUAUUACCUUGGAUGAACAUGGAAGACAUGUUCGCAAUGAUGAAGGUUUACUUAGAGAUAUGCGUCAUUCUAGUGUCGUAGUGAGUGAAUUACAAUAUGGACAUGCUGUAGGUCUUGUUAUAGAUGAUCUUCUUGUGGUAAUGUCAUGUGUAGAAACACAAAAUAAUUAUAUGAGUAAUCCAUCCUUAUUACCAGAACCUAACAUAAAUUUACAAGGUACUUCUUCUGCUUCUAUUUCUCUUGGAAAUAAUAAUACAAGAGAAGUACCUUUAUUUGGACAUUCUUCAAGAUCUUCAUAUGUGAGUGCGGAUGAAGCAGGUUUAGUAGUUGUUCGUGUACAUUCACGUACUGCAUUAUAUAAUGCCAGUGGGAUGAUUAUUGAAGUACGUCAACAUAUUUUUGGAGAAUUAGAUGAGAUACCAUUAAGUGAAGAUUUUUGGAUUUUUUUACCCAACACAGAAUACCCUCUUUGUGGAACUUGUAGUCGUGUUGAAGUUCGUAUUACAUUAAAUAAUGCUUUUUAUAGUGCUUCACUUAGUACACUUUCCCUUGAAAGUGGUGUAUUUUUGAAUUUUCAGCCAAGUGGAGAUGUAGCUUUACGUACAGCAAGAUACAAUACUUUACCAGUAUCGUUAUUCAUAGUGUUACGACGAUAUGCAGAAAGUGGUUCAACCGUUGUGCUUCUCCUUCCUCGUAUGACAGUUAUAAAUCAUAUUGGUAUUCCUGUAAAGCUUUCACUGUGGCAAGAGGAACCUUUAACUGAUGAAAUCUACGAAAAGGAAGAAAAUGACGAUAUGAACGAAAAAGGAAAAGGAAGAAGAGGAAGAAGAAGAAGUAGUGGUGGUGGUGAAUCUUCACUUUGGAAGUUCCUUGCAGGACAAGGAUCACAGGGACGACUUAUAAAAAUUGGUUCCCAUGACGCUCUUUCCCAUCAAGGUUCCCUUCCCAUAUCUCAGUGUUCCUACGAUUCCAGUCUCUACAUGAGCCUUUCCUUCUCCCAGACGGGUGGAGAGACACUUGAGACGGGACUUGAGGAACCUGUGCGGGUGUGUGGCCGUCUCCGUCGUCGUGUGGGGCGUGAGCCUUCCGUGUUGUCCCUGCGGGACUCCGCCGGCCGCCGCUUCCACGUGCGGGUCGCUGUGAUGCAGCGGACCAUUCUCCUCUCGGUGGGUCUGUGGGUGGUGAACCUGACGGAGUUCCCGGUGCUCCUGGCGGUGGCGAGUCCCCCGCGCCGGCCCGCCGCCGGGCAGAUGGUCCACACCGGCAUCCCCCCCUCCACCGGCGUCCCUUUUCCCAUCGGCUGCCGCCUGGCGGAGACCCCCGGCGUCGCCCUCACCCUCGGCCUCGAUGGCGGCUGGUCGGCGGAGAUCCCGACCCUCCCGGGCGCCAACGGCGUGGCCGAGUCCUCCAGGCGGGAAGCAGGGAUUACGAGAAGUUGCAACUAUGUGAUGCAGUUUCCACGUGUGCAGGAGGGAAGACCAGUGGUGUUGCUCCUUACUCCACGGUGGGUGUUUGUUAAUAACACCUCCCGACGGUUGAAGAUUUACUUUGCAUGCUCAAACGAUAAGGAAGAGGAGAAACAGAAAAAGGAGAAAAUGAUGAGGACAUCAUGGGGUAAACUAUCAGAUGAUAAAGACACUUCUACUUCCACUAUCACCACUACCACUACCACCACAGCAACAGCAACAACAAAAAGAAAAAGUAGAGAUAUAUUGAGUAUGGAGACAUUGGGUUCUAGUUAUAUCCCACCAGUAACUCUUCGUCCGGGUGAACACCACUUUAGUUGUCUUGGAACGGCAGUUGGAAACUUUAUCGCUUUUGAAGAUACACUAGAAGACAUUGUUCCAUCUAUUACUUCUUUUUCUAGUGGAAACGUACGGCAUACUAAUCUUUCAGACUUUUAUGAAGUGCACCGUACGACACCAAUGUCUGUGGAUGAACCAGGACAUGCAACGUUUAAUUUAUGGGCAACAUUAAAGCCACCAAAAAAAGUUCCCUCUGUUGCCUAUGGAGCAUUGGUGACGGGAGGAUCAUCAUCAUCAUCUUUAUUAUCCUCAGGAGCAACAAGAAUAACAAAACCAAUCCCAACAAGUGAAAUACCCCCAUCAUCAUCAUCAUCAUCUAAUUCAUCCUUCUCAUCGGAUAGUUCGUACGCUGGUGAUGACAUUGCUUUCAUUACUGGUCGUCUCAGUGUAACAGUACAGGACAGUAAUAAUCUAUUAGCUGUAGUAAUAGAUACUCUUCAUGCCACAAAUAUAUUAAUUCAGAAUCGUGCUCGAAAUACUGCUAUUGCUGUACGACAAAAAGGAACUCCACGUCGAAGUAUUAUACCACCUUGCCAAGGUCGUUUUUUUCUAUGGGAAAAUUAUCGUACUGCUGUUCCUGUUAUUUUAAUUCAUAUUAUUGGGUAUAAGGGUGCAUGGUUUGAAGUAGACUUUUCACGUGGGACCUCCGAAGUACGACGAUGUGCUACUUCUGAAGAUACAAAAGAUAUACUUGCACCUUUUCACGUAGUUGCAUUUUCAAAUGCACGUGAUGUGGAGCGGGUAACAAUUCUUUUAACAGAUGAAAUAAUUCCAUUAUAUGCUUCUUUUGAUGAAGCAUGGCACACAAGUGUGGGUCACACAUUUUCUGCACCUUCAUUAGAACUUGUAUUGUGGCUUACAGAAGAGGGAAUGGCAAAUACCCGUCCACGUGUUUCAUUAAUGCUACGUGACUUAAAUCUACAGACACUAAACGCAGGGAAUACGAGUACUGUCUCUAUGAUGUUGCACCGAUUACAGAUUGUAGAUGUGCGAGAUCGGGAUACGGGUACUACAGCUCUUGUGGUUUUUCAUCGAGCGAGUCCAGAAGGUGCGGAUUCUGCAGAAGAAGUUUCAGGUGGUAUUCUACGCUGGUUUUGGCGUGGUGAAGAGGUACCUCAACAGGACAUACAGGCAGUAUACGCUGCGGUGCGAUGUAUAGGAGGAGGGAAGCGGGUAACGGAGUUAUCAUGUAUACUCUCUCCUUUCGCUUUGGAUGUUUCAGAUCAUUUUGUUGUUUCAUUAUGGAAUGAGUUGCGAGAUUUACUAUUAUUGUUACCACUUAUUAAAGGUGGUAAUCGUAGUAGUGAUGGUUAUACAACGGUAUCGGGGGGUUCAUUCAUACUAACAUCUUUAUCACGACACGCUUUUUCACGAGAAGUAUUAAAUAAUAUUCGUCAACCAGAUUCUGGGAAUAUUAUUACUAGUAGUACUACUACUACUGGGAGUACUAGUACUACUUCUGUUACAGCUUCUGGUACUUCUAGUACUGCUGUUGUUUCUCCUUUUUCCUCUGCAAUGAAUGCUGAUAGGGCACCUGUGAUUCUUUUUAUUGAUCAAGCACGAUUCUCACGUGUUACACUUUUCAUUACCUUUACACGUCACAAACCAGAUCCACUGUGGGACCUUUUGGGAAUAUAUACACUUAUGAUUCCUAAGCGUUUCCAGCAUAUGGAGUUUACAUGGCCUGUAUUACUUGUUGAGAGUGAUGCCACAACGUGGGGAUUACUGCAGGCACGUCUCUGGCGAUGGUUGUUUGAUGGUGCCAUGCGGCAAUGGACGAAAGUAACACGUUUUGGAAAAGUUGUGGAUAAGUUCACUGGUAGUGGUACACAUGAGCGAUUAGAACUGGCAGAAACACCAAAACCAAUGCUUCCAUAA
Trypanosoma theileri is the source of this 10323-nucleotide messenger RNA. RefSeq lists its product as uncharacterized. The coding region runs from base 1 to 10323 and encodes 3440 amino acids. The record is from RefSeq and is a predicted model, not a curated record. NCBI's taxonomy places the organism in Eukaryota, Euglenozoa, Kinetoplastea, Trypanosomatida, Trypanosomatidae. The transcript has a single exon.